UGAUUGGCUGUCAAAAGUUGUUUACGUUAGGAAAACGCGGUUCAAAAGUUGAUACAGCGAUCGAGGCGAGACGCGGAUAUUUUCAGUAUUUAUGAUCCGUAUUCCUCGCGACCGAGCUUCACAAUGGUGCGAUAUGCCGCCCUUAAAGGAUUGUACGAGCUGGAGAAGACGAUCGGCAGUGGUGGCUUUGCCAAAGUCAAACUGGCGACUCAUGUCGCUACCGGCGAAAAGGUUGCCAUUAAGAUUAUGGAGAAGACGACAUUGGGUGAAGAUUUACCAAGGGUGAAGCUUGAAGUGGAAGCCCUUAAGACAUUGUUGCAUCAACAUAUCUGCAGACUGUAUCAAGUGAUAGAAACCGAGAGUCAUUAUUUCAUGGUAAUAGAAUAUUGUUCUGGUGGAGAACUAUUCGACCACAUAGUUGAGAAAAACAGAUUGUCGGAAACUGACUCUCGCAAGUUCUUUCGCCAGAUAGUUUCUGCAGUGGCAUAUAUGCACAGUUUGGGUUAUGCUCAUAGAGACUUAAAGCCUGAAAAUGUCUUGCUAGAUAAAGAUGAAAAUUUAAAAUUAAUUGAUUUUGGGCUGUGCGCCAAACCCAAGAUGGGAAUGCAGGCACAUUUAUAUACUUCUUGUGGUUCUCCUACGUAUGCUGCACCAGAACUCAUAAUGGGAAAGAAAUAUUUAGGCUCUGAAGUGGACAUUUGGAGUAUGGGAGUUCUCCUUUAUGCUUUACUAUGUGGCUUUUUGCCUUUUGAUGACAAUAAUUUAGAGAAUUUAUAUAGAAAGAUACUUACUGGCAGAUAUGAGGAACCGUAUUGGUUGUCUGAUGACAGUAAAACAUUAAUCAGGUUGAUGUUACAAAUUGAUCCGGCCAAGAGAAUUACUAUUCAGGAAUUAUGUAAUCAUCCCUGGAUCAGAACAAAUUUUCUGAGGCCUGUAUCAUUCAUUCAUAGAACAAAAUUCGAAAAAGACGAUGAAGUAUUGAGUACUAUGUCCGCUAUUUCUGGUAAUAAUAGUACAGACAUAUGGAAGAAGCUUAUGCAGAGCGAUAGAACCGAUUACAGAACAGCUACAUAUCUAUUGUUGCUUGACAGAAAAUUACGUGGACUUUCGUUGAAAAUAGCACCUGUAAUGAAGCCGUACUUUAAGCAAGGAAUUAAUGGCAUAAAUUUUCCACAACGCGAAGCAAAAGUUAACAAUUUUAUAACGAAACUGGACCACUCGCCAAGGAGCAAAGUAAAUAAUGGACAAUCUCCAGUGAUUGAUAUGACUUACAAUGUUUUGCCUAACGAAAAUGACGAAAAUAAGUUCACAGAACCAUGUGCGCCAGUAAGGAAAAGACUACGAAGCAAAGAAUCUGAUGAUGUAUCAUCUCCCGUUCCAAUCAAAAGACCACCCGAAAAUAGAUCAGUUACUACUCCAACGCAAUCCUCAACGCCAGAUUCAAAACAUGUACAAACAUCUACACCUGGUAGUGCAAGAAAAGUUAUGCUGGGUUUAGAGCGAGGAUUGAAUCGAGUGAGACAUGUUUUAACGCCAAAAAGGCGAAUGAAAAAUGAAAAUAUGGAUUCUGAUGAACCAAACGUACUAUCAGGAAAGGGUCUUUCUAACGUAUCGGCAACGUGCAGUGGUUGUCCAAAGCAUGUUCUCUCAAAACUACGAAGAGCGCUUCGACAAAAGGGUAUAAUGUGCCGUCAAAAAGGAUACAUUCUACAAGGAGAAACUGAGGAAUCCUUUUCGGAAGACAAGAAACAUUCGUCGAAGUCGAUUUCGGCUCAAAAUACCUGUUCUUUCGAACUCGAGGUCUGUCUAUUAGAGAUUGGUCCAAACGGUAAGCGAUUAGUGGGCAUUCGUCGAAAAAGACUAAAGGGCGACGCAUGGGUCUAUAAACGCGUCUGUGAGGAAAUCCUCGCUUUGACAGUAGAGGAUAUUUCAAUAGAUCCGGAAGGAUCUUCCGAGUCCAAGUGUCCUAUUUAAAAUAGUUGUCAUAGCUAUAUAUAUUUACGAUGUAGAUUUCUUGAUAUGUGUUUAAUAAUCUGAUGAGAUUAAUAAUGAUAAUAACGUGGUGAAAGAAGCUAGCAUGUGUCUUGAUCUCUUGAUAGCCAAUAGUAUGAAGAUUUAUGUUUCAUAAAAAAAGAAAAAAAAGAAAAAAAACGACUAUAUGUGCAACGGAUAGUGUAAGCCUUAAAAAUAUGCAAUUUCUAACUACUCAAAUGUUAAAAAUGUAACUACUGUGAAGAAAUUAUUUUGAUGUAAUGUACAUUUAUUUUCCAGAGAUAGUUAUAUAGAUUAAACGUCAGAUUUAUGAAAAGAUCUAAAUAUUCCUGAGGUACGGGUUGUAAUUAUGUAAGAAAAUAUGGUAAUAUAAUAACGUUUAUGCAAAUUAUAAUUUAAUAAAUUUAUACUGCAUUA
This is a messenger RNA of Linepithema humile (Argentine ant), 2409 nucleotides long. RefSeq names its product maternal embryonic leucine zipper kinase-like. Gene Ontology annotation, biological process: protein phosphorylation; intracellular signal transduction. The record is from RefSeq and is a predicted model, not a curated record. Gene Ontology annotation, molecular function: ATP binding; protein serine/threonine kinase activity. Lineage: Eukaryota; Metazoa; Arthropoda; Insecta; Hymenoptera; Formicidae. Gene Ontology annotation, cellular component: cytoplasm.